Aspergillus tanneri is the source of this 3327-nucleotide messenger RNA. RefSeq names its product guanine nucleotide exchange factor. The record is from RefSeq and is a predicted model, not a curated record. Gene Ontology annotation, biological process: positive regulation of GTPase activity; Ras protein signal transduction. The coding region runs from base 1 to 3327 and encodes 1108 amino acids. Gene Ontology annotation, cellular component: plasma membrane. NCBI's taxonomy places the organism in Eukaryota, Fungi, Ascomycota, Eurotiomycetes, Eurotiales, Aspergillaceae. Gene Ontology annotation, molecular function: guanyl-nucleotide exchange factor activity; protein binding. The transcript is spliced from 2 exons.
AUGGAUCGAACGGAAACACCCCGAGCCGUCUUUCACAACUAUCUCCGCGCGUUCUAUCCUUUCCACCCCACCGGGGAUGUAUCCCCUUCCACAGUCACUCUGCCAUUGGACCAGGGGGAUAUUAUCCUGGUGCACUCGGUCCACACGAAUGGAUGGGCAGAUGGCACGUUACUAGAUACCGGCUCUCGAGGCUGGCUACCCACCAACUACUGCGAAGCUUACGACGAACUACAGAUGCGUCCACUUCUGAAGGCGUUGACCGACCUGUGGGAUAUCAUCCAAGGAGGGUGUGAUUAUCCUCUGCGGGAUUUUUGUAACCAGGAUAAUGUCAAGGGUCUGAUUGCGGGCGUCCGAUUCCUAUUGGAAAAAUCCGAGUGCCUCACUCGCGAUUCAAUUCUCGUAAGGAGUCAUGAUGGUCUACGUCGGAACCGUAAAGCGUUACUCGCGGACCUGUCGUCCCUGGUAAGGACUACCAAGAAGUGUCAAGAAUUGGCCGGUGCGGAUGCAACCGAGGAUGAGGUGUACAUGAUGGAUGAAAUGUUACUCAAAGCGUUCCGCAUUGUGACCCGAGGCGUUCGAUUCCUUGACGUAUGGAAUGAGAAGGUUGGCUUGAGUCGAACGAUCGCCGAGCUCGAACAGCAUUCAGACCCGUUUGACCUACCGCAUACCCCAGCUUCUGAGACUUUCGAGGCACCCGGGUCGGAAGCCGACACCGAACGGAACGAGUCGAGACUGUUGAACCGUAGCCGAUUGGACAUGAGUCGUGCAUCCAACCGAACGGAUACGCUAGACUCGCUGCCUCGCCCUGUAUCGGUCUCGACGAAACGGAUCUCCAUCUCCCAUCGAGUGUCUUAUUCUGGACCUGCUGCAGCGGCCCGAAACCCAAACCUGGCGUCCGAACGACUCAAUGCAACGUACGACGCUUUUCUCGGGGUGUUGGGGUCUUUCAUUGGCCUGCAUCUUCAGUCCCGUCCCUCAACGGAGCUGGUUGUUACCACAGAACAGGCAGUGCGGUCCUGCCGAGGCCUUCUGACAGUGGUGGAGGCUGUAUGUGAACAUAACCCGCAGGGCAGUGGACUUCUGGAGCAAGCGCGGGACACCAUGUACGAGAGACUUUCUGAGCUUGUCUAUGCGGCACGGGAUGCCUUUCGACCUGAUCAUUCCCCGGAGGAUGAGCUGGUAUUCAUGCCUGAUGAGGGCAAGCGUCUGGUGGACGCCGCCACGGAUUGUGUGAGAGGGGCUGGAAACUGUUUGGCUAAAGCUCGCCGGGUGCUGGAGCAGAGUGGUGAUUUCGAGCUGGAGGCGAUCCCCACAGAUGUUGCGAUGACCCCGGAUGUCAACACGACCCCUCAGCCCCAGCGGACUGGUGACCUGACCAGUGAGCUGAGUCGGUCUCAGGAACAGACCCUGCGACUUCCUCCUCCGCCUUUGGACAUCCCCAUUGGCAAUAACCGUUCUUCUCCUUCGACGCCCGGCUUGACCGAUGAUACCACCCCAUCAUCAUUCACUUCCCGUGCGGGAUUGGCUAGUCCGGCCACUGCCAUUUCCGACUUGUCCUCCUUUCCGUCCACAACGGUCCUGUCUACGAGCCUCGAUAAACUCUCCUUCUCUUCGACACAGGAUGCUGCAGACUGUGCCUUGAAUCGCAACAGCCACCCCAAGUCGGAGGCCGAUGAGUCCUUCGGUCGGGGGGUGACCAGUACUGGGAGCAGUUUCACGUAUAACAGCCGCCUUCGCGACUCAGAAAUGAGCGGGGUGUCUCAGACAUCGACCCGGGCCACUUCCCCGGAUAUUGGCAGCCAGUACCAGGCACCGUCUCUCAAAGGCAGUACCAGCCACUCGACCCUCGCCGAGGAGAAUGAAGAGACAGAGGUCAACAUUCUUGAGAAGACUUAUGCACAUGAACUAAUUUUCAAGGACGGCCAGGUGAUGGGCGGAAGCCUCCGCGCAUUGGUAGAGAAACUCACUGCGCAUCAGUCGACCCCAGACGCCAUGUUUGUCUCGACCUUCUAUCUCACGUUCCGUCUAUUCGCCACGCCGAUGGAGUUUGCGGAGGCCCUUGUAGAUCGGUUCAACUAUAUCGGCGACACUUCUCACGCUGCGGGUCCCGUCCGCCUCCGCGUAUACAACGUGUUCAAGGGCUGGCUGGAGGCUCACUGGCGUCAUGAUUGUGACGAUUCGGCGUUGGAUUAUAUUGUCAACUUCGCCAGCACAACGUUGAUGCAGAACCUACCCUCCGCCGGCAAACGCCUAGUAGAGCUCGCUGAAAAGGUCUCAAUGGUACACGGUCCGGUUGUCCCACGUCUGAUGUCCUCCAUGGGCAAGACCAACACGGCAACAGCACAUUACGUGCAUCCGGAUACCCCCCUUCCGCCUCCGAUUCUGACGAAGAAGGAGGCCAAUCUUUUGAAGCAAUGGAAGAACGGCGAGACUAGCAUCACCAUCUUGGACUUUGAUCCGAUGGAGCUGGCCCGUCAGCUCACCAUCAAGGAAUCCAGGAUAUUUUGUGCCAUUCUUCCCGAAGAAUUGCUGGCGACGGAAUGGAUGAAGAGAUCGGCCUCACUGGCUGUCAAUGUGCGGGCGAUGUCUACGUUGUCGACAGACCUGGCGCAUUUAGUGGCGGACUCGAUCCUUCAACUGGAGGAACCCAAGAAGCGUGCGGCAAUCAUCAAACACUGGGUCAAGAUCGCCAACAAGUGUCUCGAAUUGAACAACUACGAUUCAUUGAUGGCCAUCAUCUGCUCACUGAACUCGUCGAUGAUCUCCCGUCUCAAGCGGACAUGGGAGGUGGUGUCGCAGAAGACCAAGACCACCCUCGAAGUCCUCCGAGGCAUCGUGGAUGUCUCGCGCAACUACGCAGUGCUCCGACAGCGGUUACAAGGACACGUCCCACCAUGCUUACCGUUCGUCGGCACAUAUCUGACGGACCUCACGUUUGUUGACCACGGAAACCCACCGUUGCGUAGCCUCCCCACAGACGAUGGCGAGAUGGCUGUGAUCAAUUUCGACAAGCACAUGAAAACAGCCCGGAUUAUCAGCGAACUGCAGCGCUUCCAGAUCCCGUACCGACUGACGGAGGUGCCGGAGCUACAGGCAUGGAUGCAGAACGAGUUGAUCCGCGUGCGGUCCAACGGCGAGAAGACCCUACAGACAUACUACCGACGGUCGUUGGUGCUGGAACCGCGUGAAACCCAUGCGGCCGCCCGACCUACCCUCCAAACUGAGACCAGCUCGUCCUCGUCGAUCCUGGAGAAUGCCAAGGAUAAAUUUGAUUUCUUAUCCUGGACACAUCCCUCGAAGGCCAAGUCCGUGGCGACGAAUGGAUAG